UGGACUGGGAGGGACUGGGAGGGAACUGGGAUAUACUGGGAUAUACUGGGAUGUACUGGGGGGGACGAGAAGGGACUGGUCUCUGCUGGUCUGUACUGGUCUGUACUCUUUUAUACUGGUCUAUACUGGUUUAUACUGGUCUGUACUGGUGUGUUCUGGUUUGUACUGGUUUAUACUGGUUUAUACUGGUUUAUACUGGGCAGGAGACGGUGGUGAACGCGCUGGGGUUGCUGUUGGCGCUGCUGCUGUUGCCGGUGCUGGAGGGGCAGCCGUGGCUGACGUGGCUCCUGGUGCUGCUGCUGAUGGUGGCCCACUUGGGUGCCAACAUGGCGGCCGUCCGCUCGCUGUGUUUCCCCACCUUGAACCGACCCCGACUCCGCCUGGCUCUCAGUGGGGCCUUGCGGGGUUUCAGCGGGGUUUUACGGGGUCCCACAGACCCCAAAACCCCGACCCCAAAAACGGGGGACCUCACGCUCACCGUCCCCAGCCCCGAAGAGAUCAACCCCCGAGAGCCUCUACUGCCUGGUCAGUGGCACCCAAUGUCACCCCACUGUCACCCCAAUGUCACCCCACUGUCACCCCAAUGUCCCCAAUACCCCCCAAUGUCCCUAAAUGCCACCCAAUGUCCCCAAUGUCCCCCAGUGUCCCCAGUAUCCCCAAUGUCUCCCAAUGCCCCCAAUAUCCCCAAUGUCCCCAACUGUCCCUAA
This is a messenger RNA of Phasianus colchicus (ring-necked pheasant), 707 nucleotides long. Lineage: Eukaryota; Metazoa; Chordata; Aves; Galliformes; Phasianidae. The record is from RefSeq and is a predicted model, not a curated record.